Anas platyrhynchos (mallard) is the source of this 1845-nucleotide messenger RNA. RefSeq names its product cyclin-dependent kinase 4 inhibitor B. Gene Ontology annotation, molecular function: cyclin-dependent protein serine/threonine kinase inhibitor activity; protein kinase binding. Lineage: Eukaryota; Metazoa; Chordata; Aves; Anseriformes; Anatidae. Gene Ontology annotation, cellular component: cytoplasm; nucleus. Gene Ontology annotation, biological process: negative regulation of cell population proliferation; regulation of G1/S transition of mitotic cell cycle; regulation of cyclin-dependent protein serine/threonine kinase activity. The record is from RefSeq and is a predicted model, not a curated record.
GGCUACGGGGAGAAAACAAGCGGCGGGUCGCCCCGGCGCUGCCCGCGGCCCCGCAGGUGGAGGCGGCCCCGCCGACGGCAGCGCGCAGGCGGCUCGACGGCGGCGGCGGAGGGGGCCUGGGACGGCCGGGGGCUGCCGGGCGCCGUCGCCCCGGGGGUGCGGGCUUGGAGCCGGGCGCGCCCAUGGGCAGGGCGCCCCCCGCGGGCCGGCAUCGCGGCCGUGCGGCGGCCGCGGCGGUCGAUGUGAGGCCGAGCGGCGCCGGGGCAUGGCGCAGCGGGCGGGCAGCGCGGCGGCGGACGAGCUGGCCAACGCCGCGGCCCGCGGGGACGUGCAGAGGGUGAGGGAGCUGCUGGACGGCGCGGCGGACCCCAACGCCGUCAACUCCUUCGGCCGGACCCCCAUCCAGGUGAUGAUGCUGGGCAGCCCGCGGGUGGCCGAGCUGCUGCUGCAGCGCGGCGCCGACCCCAACCGGCCCGACCCGCGCACCGGCUGCCUCCCCGCACACGACGCGGCCCGCGCCGGCUUCCUGGACACGCUGGCGGCGCUGCACCGCGCCGGGGCGCGCCUCGACCUCCCCGACGGCCGCGGCCGCCUCCCCCUCGACGUGGCGGCGGGGGGACCCCACGGGCCCGUGGGGCGCUUCCUGCGACAGCCUGCGGACGGACCCGUCUCCUAAUUCAUGGCCCGGGGUGGCGAAGGACGGCGGGAUUUUGCCCGCCCGUGCUUUGCGCACCUUCAUGCUUUGCCCUCCUCUCUCUCCCUUUUGCACACUGUGAAGAUGAAUAUGAAGGAGAAAACCGCACGGACGGCACAAUCAAGCUUUCGUGUCGUGGCUGGGCGCUCGCGCUGCUGACCCUUCUGCCCAAAACUGCGAGGCACCUUCCCCCGUUUCCUUUAAGGAAAAUAGGACAGCGGGAGCGCUGAGGCCGGUCUCUCCCUAGCAGAGCAGUGGGAAACUAAGGCUUUGGCACAUACCUUCUGAAAACCACGUAAGGUGCUGUGCAUGUCUGUGCAUGGACCCGUGGCGCAUCCGUGGCUCCUCUCAUGAGGUUAGUAAACAUGGGACCUGGAAGGAGAAAAUAAAGAGCGAUUUGUGUCUCUGCAAGCCCGAUGCCGCCCUUGCUUGAAGUGAUACGUGCAGGUGACCUUCCCUGAGCUACUGCAAGCUUAACGAUAUUUUGCAAGAAAUGAUGGCGGUUGCAAAACGAGGGCGUCACGUAGAUACAACUUAAAAAAAAACAUAUGUCCAUGCUCGGCCCCAGCGUUUCCCCAACCUGCCUAAAAGUGGAACACUUGUUGAAGAGACAACAGAGCCGAAAGACAUUACAACGACUCUGCUCCUGCAGGAGGAGCAGGACGGAGGAGGGGGAGCUAGAUUAAUCGCCCGAGGACUAAUGCCUAUCUCUGUGGCUGCACCAGGGUGGGAAAGACUCGCGUGAACCUCCCACGCGCGACAGCCCCGGAGCUGGUCAUAGAGAGGGCAGCGGGACGGAACGGCCAGGCAACUCCGGCCUCACACCCCGGUGUAAACCCUGAGCACUACCCGUGAAGAAUACGAAGGAAAAAGAGGUUUCCUUUUGAUGUGCGUUCACGGUUUCCACCUCUUUUAUGCAUAAACAGUAAGAAUAAUAUAUAUACUUAUAUAUAACUUAAUGUAAUUUAUUAAAAUAUGCCAUUCGCGACAAUAUAAUUUCAUGCAAUGCCUGCUUAAUAAUUUUUUUUCUUGUAAGUUGACAUUUUAUAAAUGCGUAAUUAUGCCGUUUAUCUAUUUAACGUGUCCAUUUCAGAAAAAGAUAAGCACACACAUAUGUGUAUAUAAAAGCAUUUUGAUUAUCUAUCUAUCAA